UUCCAACUCCAAUACCGGUUAGUGAGAAAAUUUCUCUUAUUUUCCCGGGUGUUGUACCAACCACACAAGAACUCAAAGCCCAGUCCUACCGAACCGAAGACCCACCCAACCCCGUGAGCGGAGCUACCUCAUCCCGUCGGCGGCGACCUCACUCCUCAUUCAGACUGGCAGGCGUUCAUUGUGAAGGAUGAUCUGGUGCCUGUUAUAUACAAUUUAAAUUCAAGACGUGUAUUAGAGAAAAAGAGCGAUGGCCGAUUCCAAACCUGAAACUAGUAUGAGAUGCCAUCAUUGUGCAGGUCCUCUUUCUAUGAAGAUGGAAACGAGCGAGUGGACUGUUGCACCUCUUAUUAGGGAUAGCUUUUCAAUGAUUGGCUCAGCUGUUGGUGGCACAGCAAGUGCUUUUUAUGGAUUCAACCAUGUGAUGCCUAUAGUUCGGAGGUGGGUAAAAGGACCCAUGUGGUUGCACUUUUUCAUUGGUGCUCCGCCUGUGAUUGUAUUCUCUUCAGCUUGUGCAGGUUUAGCAGGCGGUGCCGUUCCAGCGUUGGCCCAACUUGCUUCUUCAUCUUAUCAUGCAGUGAUCUCAUCGUCCUCGUUGCCGCCAACUUCUCAAGAUGAAAAGAUGCAGGAGUCCAGAACUUCCUCGAUUCUGUAAUGUUGUAUAGUUUUACGCGUGGAAAAGACGCGUUAGAGAACCAUCCAGGUUUGACCUGUGUAGUUGUCCACCAGAUCAAGGUUGUCUGCUUGAGGCAGACACAAGUUUUGGUCAUAAAAAGUAAGUUACGAUGCAAAUUAUUUAUGCAGUCAAUAAAAUUGUCAGUUUUAUAGGAUAUGAAAUACCUAAUUGCGUUUUAGUUUCCUCGAACCCUAGUGCUUUUCUCUCCAUCUUUCAUGUAAAUCAGGAAAUACAUGCAAGGCUGAACACGGAUGUAUCCCAAUGACAGUAUCUGUACGUAUCAUAUUAUAAGGGUCCUUGGAACAAA
Messenger RNA from Malus domestica (apple), 980 nucleotides. RefSeq lists its product as uncharacterized. The record is from RefSeq and is a predicted model, not a curated record. Lineage: Eukaryota; Viridiplantae; Streptophyta; Magnoliopsida; Rosales; Rosaceae.